Messenger RNA from Zasmidium cellare ATCC 36951, 699 nucleotides. RefSeq lists its product as uncharacterized. The record is from RefSeq and is a predicted model, not a curated record. The coding region runs from base 1 to 699 and encodes 232 amino acids. Lineage: Eukaryota; Fungi; Ascomycota; Dothideomycetes; Mycosphaerellales; Mycosphaerellaceae. The transcript has a single exon.
AUGGGCAGGGAAGACAGCGCCGUCAAGCUCGCCGAGAGCAUCAACGUUCCUGAGAAGCAGGACUUCGAGGAUUCAAGCCUUUACGUGAACGUCUACAAAUAUGUCGAGGAAUACAUGGGCCGCUACGACAUGUCCCACGACUUCAACCACAUCCGCCGUGUACUCGCCCUUUCAAAGCACAUACUGGCUGCCGAACUAAAGGACUAUCCUGAGAAGACACUGGAUAGUCAGGCGGUUGUUCUUGGUGCUCUGCUGCACGACGUGGGCGACAGGAAAUAUGUCGAGCCCGGCGAGAACGCCGCUCAACUGGUCUCGGACGUUCUCACGAAGAAUGGAUGUACUCAUCGGCUGGUUGCCAAGGUUUCAAUCAUUGUUGAGAACGUGUCCUACUCGAACGAAGUCAAACGACCUCAGCUUGUGAAGGCCAUCGUUGCCUCCCACCCUGAAUUGGCUGUGGUCCAGGAUGCCGAUCGUCUUGAUGCUAUUGGAGCGAUUGGAAUCGGGAGGGUGUUUGCGUACGGUGCUGCGAAGGAGUCCGGCCGUGGAAUGCAAGGCAGUAUCGACCACUUUGCUGAGAAGCUGGAAAAGCUCGAGGGUAUGAUGAAGACUGAGACCGGAAGAUUGCUCGCACAGGAGAGGACGCAAAGGCUGAGAGACUUUCGUCAAUGGUGGCAAGAAGAGAAUGAAAUCUUUACCUAA